Messenger RNA from Aphis gossypii (cotton aphid), 2052 nucleotides. Its product is annotated as splicing factor U2AF 50 kDa subunit-like. The record is from RefSeq and is a predicted model, not a curated record. Gene Ontology annotation, molecular function: poly-pyrimidine tract binding; pre-mRNA 3'-splice site binding. Gene Ontology annotation, biological process: mRNA processing. NCBI's taxonomy places the organism in Eukaryota, Metazoa, Arthropoda, Insecta, Hemiptera, Aphididae. Gene Ontology annotation, cellular component: nucleus; commitment complex; U2-type prespliceosome.
AAGAAAGAACUGCUUAAACUUGAGUCAAGAGAUUAGAAUUUAGGAGUGAUGUUACUUGUGUACACACUGGAGUACUGGACAGUGGUACGGCCCGGCACGGGGAAUCACGAGUGUUAGUGAAUAACAAUAUUUUUUAUCAAAGUCGGUUUACUUUUUUUUGCUGUUUUUCAAUUUGACAUUUAAUAUUUACCCGUCACUAGCUAUUUUCAAUUUUUCAUUUUGUUUUUAACGUUGGACGUGAUAAUUCAAAUUAGUCGCUGAAUUUAAUAUAACCACAAACAUAGUGUAAUGGGUGAAGACAAAGAAAGAGAACGAGACAGGGACCGAGGAGAACGUGAUAAAGAACGUGGUGAGAGACGACGACGUUCACGAUCUAGAGACCGCGAACGUCAUCGCAGACAUCGAUCAAGAAGUCGCGAAGGACGUAAACGUAGUAGAUCUAAGUCACCUAAAAAUAAGUCAAGACGUAGAAAGCCAUCUCUCUAUUGGGAUGUUCCACCACCAGGUUUUGAACACAUUGCACCUCUUCAAUAUAAAGCUAUGCAAGCUGCUGGACAAAUUCCUGCGAAUACAAUGCCAGAUACUCCUCAAACAGCUGUCCCUGUGGUUGGAUCUACAAUUACACGCCAAGCAAGAAGAUUAUAUGUUGGCAACAUACCAUUUGGUGUAACAGAGGAUGAAAUGAUGGAAUUCUUUAAUCAACAAAUGCAUUUAUCUGGAUUAGCUCAAGCUGCUGGUAAUCCUGUACUUGCAUGUCAAAUUAAUUUAGAUAAAAAUUUUGCAUUUUUGGAGUUUAGGUCUAUUGAUGAAACUACUCAAGCAAUGGCUUUUGAUGGUAUUAAUUUCAAAGGCCAGAGCUUGAAAAUAAGACGACCACAUGAUUAUCAGCCUACACCUGGAAUGACCGAGAGUAAUCCGGUGACAAACUAUAAUUCUGGAAUGACUUUAGACAUGAUGAAAUAUGACUCCAGCUCAUUUGGUGUUGGAACAGUUCCAGAUUCACCUCACAAAAUAUUUAUUGGAGGAUUACCAGCUUACCUUAAUGAUGAACAGGUGAAAGAACUACUUACAUCAUUUGGUCAGUUAAAAGCAUUCAAUUUAGUCAAAGAUGCUGCCACUGGCUUAAGUAAAGGUUAUGCGUUCUGCGAGUAUGCUGAUGUUGUGAUGACUGAUCAGGCUAUUGCUGGUUUGAAUGGUAUGCAAUUAGGAGAAAAAAAAUUAAUUGUGCAGAGGGCCAGUAUUGGUGCUAAAAAUCCUGGUCUUGGUCAAGUACCUGUAACAAUUCAAGUCCCUGGACUUACGGUUGUUGGAACUGCAGGACCUCCAACUGAGGUUUUAUGUUUACUGAAUAUGGUAACUCCUGAUGAACUUAAAGAUGAAGAAGAAUAUGAAGAUAUUCUUGAAGAUAUUCGUGAAGAGUGUAAUAAAUAUGGCGUAGUUCGGUCACUAGAAAUUCCACGACCUAUUGAAGGAAUUGAUGUGCCUGGUUGCGGAAAAGUGUUUAUAGAAUUCAAUGCUAUUGGUGACUGUCAAAAGGCACAACCUUUAGCAGGCCGAAAGUUCAACAACAGAGUUGUGGUUACUUCUUUCAUGGAACCAGACAAAUAUCAUAGAAGAGAAUUUUAAUAACAAUGCAAACUAAUAAUGAAAAUAUUUGAAUUUUUAUAACAUUUUUAAGUUACAGAAUCCCUCAAUACUGAAUUAUGACUUAAACUAGUUCAUUAACCUUUAGAUGGAUUUUUUUUUGUUUUUUUUUUUCAAGAAAAUAUGUUUUUAACUUUAAGACUUAGUUAAAAAUAUAUAUAAAAAUUUUACCAAUUUAAAUAGUUUAGUAAGACUUAAUACGAUAUAUGUAUUGUAUCAUCUAUAAAUUAUUCAUGGAAAUAAUUUUUCAUGAGAUAAACUUACAAACAGUAUUUAAGUAACUUUGCUAAAUUUAACCAUACACAAUAUGAAGUGUAUGUAUGUCAUAAGGUCUUUAUUUUUUUUUUAUAUAAAAAAUUAUUUAGUAUUGAUUUAAAAAAAAUAAACAUUGGGACAUGCUUAAAGUUA